Molecule: messenger RNA, 1357 nt
Organism: Ochotona princeps (American pika)
Lineage: Eukaryota; Metazoa; Chordata; Mammalia; Lagomorpha; Ochotonidae
Gene: BCAT1
Product: branched chain amino acid transaminase 1
Exons: 10
Coding region: 174-1166 (330 amino acids)
Biological process (GO): L-valine biosynthetic process; L-leucine biosynthetic process
Cellular component (GO): mitochondrion
Molecular function (GO): branched-chain-amino-acid:2-oxoglutarate transaminase activity
Source: RefSeq, a predicted model, not a curated record
GCCUUAGAGAUCUCAUGAACAUGAAGAGGCAGAGCUGAAAGUCACCUGUGAGGAGGGAGCAUUAUAGAAACUGGAGAACAAAGGCUAAAGAUCUCAUCAUCACGCCGGCCAGCACCUUGAAGGAGAAGCCGGACCCAAACACGCUGGUGUUUGGAAGUGUGUUCACCGAUCACAUGUUGACAGUGGAGUGGUCGUCUGAGAGUGGGUGGGAGAGACCUCACAUCAAGCCUUUUCAGAACCUCUCGUUGCAUCCUGGAUCUUCAGCUUUGCAUUAUGCGGUGGAGUUGUUUGAAGGACUGAAGGCAUUCCGAGGAGUAGACAAUAAAAUCAGACUGUUUCGGCCAGAUCUCAACAUGGACAGGAUGCUUCGGUCUGCUGUGAGGACAACUUUGCCGGUAUUUGAUAAGGAGGAGCUUCUGGAGUGUAUUCAACAGCUGGUGAGACUAGAUCAAGAAUGGGUCCCCUAUUCAACAUCUGCAAGCCUGUAUAUUCGUCCUGCGCUCAUUGGAACCGAGUGUUCUCUUGGAGUCAAGAAGCCCACGAAAGCCCUGCUCUUUGUGAUCCUGAGUCCUGUGGGACCUUAUUUUUCAAGCGGCACCUUUAAUCCCGUGUCCCUGUGGGCCAACCCAAAAUAUGUCAGAGCCUGGGAAGGGGGAACUGGAGACUACAAGAUGGGAGGGAAUUACGGCGCGUCGCUUUAUGCGCAGUGCGAAGCCAUGGAGCAUGGGUGUCAGCAGGUGCUGUGGCUCUACGGCUCAGAUAACCAGAUAACGGAAGUAGGCACCAUGAAUCUCUUCCUUUAUUGGGUCAAUGAAGAUGGAGAAGAAGAACUGGCAACUCCUCCGCUAGAUGGCAUCAUUCUCCCGGGAGUGACGAGGCAGUGCAUUCUGGACUUGGCACACAAGUGGGGUGAGUUUAAGGUGUCGGAGCGGUACCUCACCAUGGAUGACCUGACAGCAGCCCUGGAGGCCAACAGAGUGAAGGAGAUGUUUGGCGCUGGGACCGCAUGUGUGGUUUGCCCAGUUUCUGCUAUACUGUACAAGGGUGAGACAAUGCAUAUUCCAACUAUGGAGAAUGGUCCUAAGCUAGCAAGCCGUCUCUUGGGUAAAUUGACUGAUAUCCAGUAUGGAAGAGAAGAAAGUGACUGGACAAUCGUAUUAUCCUGAGUGGGAAACAGGAUACCAACUGUACGCGCUUGGGAUAAACCUGUUGCAAUUGAAUGGUGAUAGAGUUCUUUGGCUACCUGUUAGUUGUUGUCCAUACUGUAGCUUGUAGGAUCAGUGUGUUCUAAGGAUGAUUCUCUUACGCUAGAGAAAACAAAUUACAAUCAUUAAUGGUGUCUUGUAACCUUGGUAAU